Molecule: messenger RNA, 2525 nt
Organism: Ctenopharyngodon idella (grass carp)
Lineage: Eukaryota; Metazoa; Chordata; Actinopteri; Cypriniformes; Xenocyprididae
Gene: snx21
Product: sorting nexin family member 21
Exons: 4
Coding region: 186-1376 (396 amino acids)
Biological process (GO): protein transport
Cellular component (GO): early endosome membrane
Molecular function (GO): phosphatidylinositol phosphate binding
Source: RefSeq, a predicted model, not a curated record
UUGUGGCUGUCAAUCAGCUUGUCAAGCGUGUGUCCGCCCUCUUCUAAUGCUCAGUGAACAACUCCCAUCCAUGUUUACACCGCUCCUUCUCUUUAUUUGCACAUGGAAAUGAUUUAUCCAACACCAUGAAGAGCUGAUCAAAUGUAGUUUAGAGGUCUGUAACUCGGGGUUGGAGCAAAGCUGGGAUGGCCUCUAAACUAUUCGACAGACUUCGUCGUUCAUUAUUCAAAGAAGGGGAGCUUCCUUCCGAGGCAGACGGCCAUGGAACGGAUGACUUUCCAGAAAGUUCUGAACUUGAGGAUGAUACAGACUGCGUGUCGGCCAGGCUCGGAGGGACCCUGUGCUUCGAGGGUGAUGGGGUCCUGGACUCUGAGGAUCCCGGCGACGCAUCAGGGCCAGACAGUGACUCUGACUUUUUUGGAGAGUCCAUAGAUAAUGCAUGUAGCAGCACAGAUACCAGCCCAAUAGGUCCUUCCCCCAAAACCUCAAACAUGAUCACCAGACAACUACAAGAAAACUGGCGAAGCUCAAGAACUCGAUGCAUUCCUGAAAAACUCAUUUUUGAGGUGACUGAUGCCAGUGUUGUCCAUGAGACAAAUUCUAAGUAUGUGCUAUACACGAUUCAUGUCAUCCAUUCUGGCACGUUUGACAAAACUCCCGCUGUCAUCACGCGGCGCUACACUGACUUCGAACGGCUACACAGCCGCUUGCGACGGCGUCACGGAGACGAGAUGGAUGGUGUGUACUUCCCUCGCAAGAAGCUGCGCAAAAACUUCGCCGCCGAGACCAUUGCCAAGCGCAGCCGGGCAUUCGAGCAGUACCUGACCCACCUUCACUCCCUACCUGAACUGCGGACCACACCUACGUUCCUUGAGUUCUUCUACCUGGGUGAUCUGCGUGCUGGCCAGAUGCUGAUGCGAGUGGGCCGUCACCAAGACGCCCUGGGGUCUCUUCUCAACACUCUAAGACUCCAGGAGAAGUUAGGAUGCCAUCAGAUCCUGCAGCUCAACCAGCUUCAGAGGGCUCAUUGGUUCUUCACGCUCUCCGCUUUGGUCACCUGCUUCCAAGAACUAGACCAACUCAGUGAGGCUCAGGAACACUGCGACCGAGCCCUGCAGGAUCUAGCGCCUUCCCAGGAAGCUUUGCAGCAGCACCAGUUGCACCCUCUGCUCAUCCCCCUCCUGCAAUCCAAUGUCAGGCUGUCCUGGAAGAUCUCGAAGGACAAGAGGCGCUGGGAAGCUCUUCUCCAGGAGAUCCAGGAGCUGGGGAUUGAUAUAGGGAACCAGCCCAACCUAAAGGAGUGUCUCAUUAAAGAGAGCAUCGAGGACAGCGAGGGGUCGGUCAGAGCUAAGGGUAAAAGUGAAGAUGUCCCAUAAGCAUUCAGGGUUCUUUUUUUAAUAUGAAUAUGAGGGAUGUUUCUGAGAGCACUAUGUAAGAUUAGGUUACUAAGGAAACCUGUGGAAAUAAUGCUAACUCUACACUUUAAAACACAUGCAUUUCAUGGGCACAUUUCAAUAGUUUUUAAUAUAGCCUUAUUCUUUAGUUGGUAACACUUUACAAUGAGACUCAGUUUGUUAACAUUACUUAAUGUAUUAAGUAUUAUGAACUAACUACAAAUCGGGUUUUGGUGUGACUCCAUUUAUUUUCAGCCGUCAUGAAUUUCACAGAGAUUUUUCUUACUCUUUAGUAGGCUUGAAUCAACCAGCCUUCAUUUCAGCACACAUUAUUUUAAAUAGACAUGGGAAAGUAUUAAGCGAUGCUGUCGACUCUUGUGUUGUUUACAUUCAGCUGCCUUGGACUGGUUUGCCUUUUCAGUGAAGGAUAAAGUAUUCUUAAAUUCUUAUAUUAAAGGGAAUUUCCACUUUUGGUGUAAAUUAUAAAUGAAAUUGUCAGAUACUGCUACAACAGAAGCCUUCAAAUAGUAAUGUUAUGUCUUUAUGAUGCUGUAAAGUACAGUUUUAAAUAUAUAUUUUGUUACUGAGCUCAGAGUGAUUUUAAAUAACUUGUGCACAAACGUCAAUCUGUUCAUUUCAGCAGUGCAAAAUAACACUACACAUUUUAACUCAAAUGAUGCCUUUAUAUUUCAUAUAGAGCAUUUUUAUUGAAUGAUUUUGAAUAUAUUUAGAAAACAAUAUCAUUCCACCAGUACUAUAUAGUUAUUAAUGUCAAAAAUUAAAGUUUUAAUGUCUGAGCCCAAACUUUUUUGUAAAAUCGUGCAGAUUGUUUUACAGAUUGUUGUCCCUUGCACACAAAUUCAUUAUACUGGUUACUUACUAAAUUUGAAUUUGAAUAUAUUUAUUUAUGUAUUUAUUUAUUAUUGUUGGGUAUAGUUGAAUCAUUAACGUAAUAUACUCUGCAAAACUUGUGAUUUCCAAGUUUUCUCAAAUUGUCCCAUUUUUUUAAAAGUGCAUUUUGGCUACAAUAAAUGCUUGCUGGUUUUUAUUCAAAUUUUGUAUUUCAAAUGAUUUUAUGUUCAAGGAAAUCCCAAGUCAAUUCAUAGUAUAUCAAUAAACAUAUUUACACAA